This is a messenger RNA of Canariomyces notabilis, 2907 nucleotides long. Its product is annotated as DUF747-domain-containing protein. The transcript is spliced from 2 exons. The coding region runs from base 1 to 2907 and encodes 968 amino acids. The record is from RefSeq and is a predicted model, not a curated record. Gene Ontology annotation, cellular component: endoplasmic reticulum membrane. Lineage: Eukaryota; Fungi; Ascomycota; Sordariomycetes; Sordariales; Chaetomiaceae.
AUGGGCGCCCAAGCCACAAUAUCACAUUUACCCUCACCAACAUUGACCCCGAGCGAUCCGUCCCCGAAACCCAAUGCCGAGUCAAAGUCGGCGCGAGAGCGAGCCGUGUCCAGUCCAACCAAAGGCGUACCGACACCCGAUCCGUCCAGCGACAGCCAGAGCGAUGACGAGCUGCCCAAGGAUCUUUCAUAUCCAGCGCCAAGUGCCCCAGAGCAUGUACUCGUCAGCGUCAAUGUCGCUAAGAACCGAAGCCGAUCGAGCACAAAGACGAGCAACCCCGACGGAGUCAGGCGCCUUUCCGCAUCCAAGAUCCAAGAGCUGACUGCCGCUCCCGAGUCACUCCCAGUCGCUGCCGUCCCAGAUGGCAGGAUACCUGAUCCCCCAUUGAGCGCAGACAUUGUCGAAGCGAGUCAACGGCCUUCAAUGGCUGCGCAGCAGUUCGCCGCUCAGCUUCGUCAAAAGACGCCGCUUGGGGUGGAGCGGCGAGAAGAUGGGGCAAACCCGCGGGCCACGACCCAGGGGCGGCCAAGCUUGGCUUCUCGGACGGUAUCAACACCGCCCAUGAGCAGGCGAAAGUCUUCAGGCCAACAGCCACCCCAACAGUCGUCCACCCGCCGCAACUCGUUCCACCCGAUUCCACGUCCACCUCCGCUUGACCUUGAGGGUCCGAAUGGCCAUUAUGCAGCGAACGGCGCCCCGGCGCCUGCCCGAAGUGAUAGACCUGAGUCCACUCCCCCGUCUCCAAUACCACCGGCAAUUCCGCUCCCCCCCAUGUCCGUCCCUACACUGCUGCAGCUAGAACUAGCAGGACAGCGCCCGAGCCCGCUAUAUAUCCACCACUCUUACACCAGUGACUUACCGUAUGAGUCGAGCGCCAUCAAGUUUGAACGCCUGCAGAACUUCCUGGUCCUGCCCUGGUUUCUAGAAAAGGCCAUGAGCUUUGGCGCGCUCGCUUGCCUGGACGCCUGGCUGUGGACAUUCACCGUGCUGCCGAUGCGGUUCUGCAUCGCAGUAUCCGUGCUGGUGCAGUGGUGGGCAUAUGUGAUUGGCAAGGAGAUCCGCUGGCUGGUGGGUUUCGUGUGGUACGGGCUCGGGCGUAUGUGGCGGCGUGGACGGCGCGGCCGAUCCUCAUCGGCAGCCGCAAGCAACCGUACGAGUCACGCCAACUCUAGAAGCAAAAGCAGGGCGCAAGAGGAGGUUGCUGGCAAUGUGGCCCGUUCCAGUGCGCGCUCGGCUGGCGGCAAUGAUGGCAACGAUGCCACAGCCCGUCGGAUCGAGAAUCCGCCCCAUCUUCCCUCCGCCGUGGGCUCGUCAAAGAAACCGAGUGUGAGGCAGACGGGUUCGUACAGACACCGCCGGACAAAGUCCAACCCGUCGAGCUUGACCAGUUAUCACAAAGCCGAUCUCCUCCAGGGCGCCAUUAUAGUUUGCAGCUCCAUCGCCCUGAUGAACCUCGAUGCCAGCCGCAUGUACCACUUGAUCCGGGCGCAGUCGGCCAUCAAGCUGUACGCCAUCUACAAUCUUCUCGAGGUUGGCGACCGCCUCCUGUCCGCCCUCGGCCAGGACGUCUUUGAGUGUCUCUUCAGCUCAGAGACGCUCUCUAGGAAUAGCUUCGGGCGCUCGAAGGUGAUGCUGCCACUGGGAAUGUUUGUUCUUGCUCUCGUGUACAACAUAUUCCACUCUGUCGUCCUGUUUUACCAGGUCACUACUCUCAACGUGGCCAUCAACUCGUAUUCGAACGCCCUUCUCACCCUGCUCCUCUCGAACCAGUUCGUCGAAAUCAAGAGCGCCGUUUUCAAGCGUUUUGAGAAGGAAAACACGUUCCAGUUGACGUGCGCCGACAUUGUCGAGCGGUUCCAGCUGUGGAUCAUGCUCAUCAUCAUUGGUAUGCGCAAUGUCGUAGAGGUUGGCGGGCUGUCGGUCCCUGGCGCCGGGAGCGAGGAUAGCGGACCCAGCAGCAUCCCGUUGCACACGGCAUCCAUCCUGCCUGCGAGCUUUACCAUCCUGCCGUCGUGGCUGUGGUCUGGCGAGGUGCUGUCCCCCUUCAUCGUGGUCAUUGGCAGCGAGAUGGUCGUCGACUGGAUCAAGCACGCCUACAUCAACAAGUUCAACAACAUCAAGCCAACCUUUUACAGUAGGAUCCUGGACAUUCUGUGCAAGGAUUAUUACACUAAUGCCUUCGUAACCCCGUCUUUGACCCGCCGCCUGGGUCUCCCCGUCCUGCCGCUCUCCUGUCUCUUCAUCCGCGCCUCUGUACAAAUCUACCACAUGUUCCUCGCCACCCGCCUGCCCACCCCCCUCCCCCCCUCAACGCAGACCUCCCUCUCCACCGAAUCAGCCACCCCUUCCCCGGCCAUGAUCGCCGCGCUAGACCGUCUCGACAACCUCAUCCGCAACGCCCUCGGCCGAGCCGUCUACGGCUACCCCUACACGGACGGCUUCGGCAACCCGACCGACACCAAUUCGACGGAUGAAAUCCCCACCGGGCUCGCCUCACGCCUGUGGCUCAGCCUGCGUUUCACCAGCGACGACGUCAUUGCCGCGGUGACCAUGGUCGUGGUGUUUCUGCUCAUCUUCCUCGUGCUGCUCAUUGUUAAACUCCUGCUGGGCAUGCUCCUCCUGCGGUAUGCGCGCGACAGGUACGCGCGGAUGAAGGCCAAGGAGCAUGCGAUUGCCGCGGGGAAGGCUGAAAAGGAGUCAUUUGAUGCUAAGGGGAAACGCACGGGGGGGUAUGGCCAGGUGGAGGUUGGGGAGGAUCGGAGGAGGUGGAUCUUUGGGGAGGAUCUGGAGGGGUUGAGGAAGGCGAGGGAGAAGGAGCGGAAGGCGGAGGAGAGGGUGGAAAGGGAAAAGGAGAAGGAUUUUAGUGGGGUUGUGAGGUAUGAGAUGGUUGCUAGGAGGAUUUGGUAG